CAUGCCAGUGGUUCAGGAGCUUCUUUCGAAGCAGGCGAAGGUGGAUCAACUGAAUGGCGAUGGCAGCACAGCGCUGCACGCAGCAAGUCAUCGGUGUGAGGUGGAGAUCGUUGCUCAUCUCCUUGAAAGGAAGUCCUUGGUCAAUGCCUUGGACAACGAGGGAUGGACACCUUUGAUGUAUGCCAUGAAUUCCAACGCGGUCACAUCAGAGGGCCCUCGUCCCGAAUCGGAGCGCAAGGUGCACGUGGAUGGUGUGAUUGGAGCCAAAUCGACCUUGGAACUUCUUCUGCUUCACAAGGCGGACGUGAAUGCACAAUCUAUGGAUGGCUUAAGUCCUCUCAUCAUCGUCUCUGCUCACGAUCGACCGCAUGCAGCCAAGCAGCUGUUGAGUGCAAAGGCACAGGUCAAUAUGGCCAAUGCGAAGGGUCAGACUGCCAUGUUGAUGGCGGCCAACAACGACUUGCCGGUCGUGGCCAAGACUCUGAUCAUGGGCAAUGCCGAUGUGAAUCAGGCCAACACCAAGGGCGAAAGUCCGUUGUCCGUCUCCGAGCAGUUGGGCUUCAAAGAUGUGGUUGGGGCGACCCAGAGGGACAAGUCUGCACCAAACCCAGGGAGGCCAAAACCCCUGGAGACCUCCGACCCGAGGGUUCCAACUCGUCCUGCCAGGGAGCUUCGAUCCCCUGAGGGAGACGAGGAAUCAAAAGGGGGGUCGAGUAGGCCAGCCCAAAAGAGGGCCAAGCUUGGAAAGACCACUGGAGUUUUUGCAGUGGGCGCUUGGUCUGCGAGGUUGGAGAUAGCCGAAAUGUUGCAGGAGGGUAUCCCUGCAGAGGAAAUCCUUAGAGCUAUCGAGGGUUGUGAGGAAGCAGACCACCACCUAGUCCAACAUCGAGUCCCUACGCUUGAGGACGGACCCAAUAGGGGCAAGGCACCGGAAUCAAGGAGUGCAGGGCCGAGAGGGAGUCAGUCCAAUCCUCCGAGCCAGGAACCUGCGACCUUUGGCGCUUAUGGUCCAUGGCGUGCUGGCAGUGGGACCGGUAGCAAUACCAGUUCCUAUGAUCGAGCGGCAGCCGGUGCCGCGAGGGAAGGCGUCCCAAUUUGGGUCUCAUCGCAAACCGCUGGAGCCGCCUUUGCCAGGAAAGCUUUGGAUCCCAGCGAUAUCGUUCCUUCUCCUUCAACCCCUCUGGAGGACCAGGAGGAGGAGUCCCCUGAACCUGUGAGAGCUCAUGAGCGCCCAGUUGGGGAGGCCGUGGGGUUCAGUUUCAGGAAAAGAGCGGUGCCACAACCGCCCUCUCCUCCGGAGAAAGUGAAACCACCUCAACCCGUACAGCGGAGGAGGCCCACAAGGCACAACCCGCUAGAUCUGGAGAAGUUGAACUCCUUUCAGUCCAUGUGUCUCAAGAUCUUUGAAGAUCUGGUUAUACUCCAGGUGGAAAUGGAUCUUGUGGACUUUGUGACAGUUGAUGGGGGAAGCUCCAUUGAUGAGGAAAAGUUCAGGAUUAUCACUGAGCCUAGAUCCCCUGGCACAGGGCUCAGGUAUGCCAGACUUAUGACUAGAUACAUCGACAGGCUGUCCGUCGAGUCGUCAUCCGAGAAGGAGUCAUGCUCUCCCUUCAGUAUCCAGAGAGUCCAGCGGGAAAUCUUGUCAAUGAUCUCAGACGAGACCGGGUUCAUGACGCCGCUGAGUUUCAUCUACGCGCUUGAGCACUUCAGUGCGGUUUUUGGUUUUGCUUCGCCCGGAUCUAAGCACCCGAGGUGCAAGAAGCUGGCCCUGGAUUAUUCCAAGAAGGCGCCGGAGAAGAAGCAAGCCCCGCCUUUCCCAGUUUCCUUCCUGGACUACCUUGAAAAGGCAGUUCUGGAUGAGUCAAAGAAACUGGAGCACAGAUUGGUCCUUGGAAAGCUCCGCCUUUGCACCCAGGCCUCAGUGCGCCACAGUGAUCUUGCGACCACGGCCCUCUCGAGGGUAGAGUGGUGCAGGGUAGUGGGAGAAGAGACCAUCCUUGGGUUGAGGGCAAGGGCUGGCAAGACCAAGAGUGGACCACGCCCUUGGGCAGCCUCUUGGUUGGGAGUUAGGCCAGAGAAUGACCGCUGGUUAUUUGUCCUGGCAGAUCUCCUUUUGAAAGCGCACGGCAGCAGCUGGGCAACCCAUGGGUUCCUAGGCUGUGCCAGUGACGGAAAAGGAUCUUUUGCAGCGGCGCCCCCAUGCAUUGGGGAGGAUGUCGUGCUGGCCAAGCAGGCCAUCAUGGAGGACUUCGACGCAGGGAGGUCAGUUCCCCUGUCCGUACAUGAGGUCCAAGGCCUUCGCUGGCAUUCUUGCAAGAAUACGCUGACCACGCUGAUGGUGCACACCGGAGUCAAGUCCCGGUCUAUCCGCUAUCAAGGUGCGUGGAGAAAGGCCAGUGAAACCAUGAUUGAUUUGUACCUACGGGAGGUGCAAGUCCUCGUAAUCAAAGCACAGAUGGAGGUGCUGGACCAGGUGAGGCGAGGGGUCACUCUGAGUGUUCUGGAAGGUCGCCCUCUCAAUCUGGUGCCAGGUCAAUCCUGCUGGAAGAGUCCAGAAGCUAUGUUUAAAGAAAAAGCACCUGUUGGAGUCCCCCCGGAGGAAGCCGUUCGAGCCAUGGAAGCCGCCGUCGUCUGCGUUGCUGAUGAGGAGGGAGGCGAGGUGAAGAUCCGGGGUAGUUGCCCUGUCGCCCCACAGGACUUGCCAGAAGCCUUCAAAGAUCCUAGUUUGGGAUCGUCUACAAGUUUGGUGAAGAAGCUGCAGGAGGAGCGCUUGGUUCAGAAGGAAUGCAUGGAUGCCCUUACAAAGGAAAUAGAGUCUGAACUGGAAGGGUCGAACCCUGAUUCUGACCUGGACUCGGAUGAUAGUGAUGCGGAGCCCGAAGCAGCGGACAUGGCCUUGCUGCCGUUCUUCAUUUGCUCUGCCACGGGCCUGGGAAAGGUCCACAGGCCUGGUGAGUCUGUCCUUGGGCAGGCAGAGGGUUUAGGGCCCGCCUGUGGAGUCCAGGGAAAGAGGUUCGAGGCCCUUACUCUAACCGAGAAUUGGGGCAACUACGCGCUGUGUGAGAGGUGCUUUGGGAAGGCGGCCGGCUGCCCAGAGCUUUGUGGGUAUGAAACCCAAAAGAACGGUGAGUUGGUGCGAUGCGCCCGACGAUGCGCGCCGGAGGCAAUGGAAGAUCAUCCUGAAGGACAUCGGGACCUGCUUUUCGGCACAACACACAGGUGCUCAAUCCACGCCGUGGAGAAGGACGAAUGA
Molecule: messenger RNA, 3253 nt
Organism: Cladocopium goreaui
Lineage: Eukaryota; Dinophyceae; Suessiales; Symbiodiniaceae
Source: the annotation of a GenBank genome assembly